AAUAAAAAAUAAUAAAUAACAACCGCAUGGUGUGCACACAGUAUUGACGUGCAUCAUCAUUUUUUUUUAUUUUGUUGCGAAUUGAAAUUGAAUUUUGAUUGACUUUAACUAAAUAAAGAUAGAUUUUUUUCGAGAAAGAAGUUUUAUACAAAGAGAAAGAUGCCAAAAGUACGAUCAACAGCUGGAGCACCUCGUAAAGAGGGCUUCAAUCGGAGUGGCCAUUCGAUGAAUCCAGAGCGUUUAACAACGGGUUUGAAAGGUGUCGCAAAGCCACGUACAAAAGCCACCAUCAAACGAUUACAAAUGUAUCGAAAUUUUAAAGCAAAACGUAGCCCCGGCGGUAAAAUUAUAACACCCGCACCAUUCCAAGGAUGGUUAUCGUCGGGUACAAUGGCACGCGUUGAACCAACACCAAAAUGGUUUAGCAAUUCACGUGUCAUUUCACAAAAUGCUUUGCAAAAAUUCCAAGAGGAAAUGGGCAAAGCCCUUAAAGAUCCAUACCAAGUUGUAAUGAAACCAUCACAAUUGCCAAUCAGUUUAUUAAAUGAAACGGCAAAAUAUCAACGCGUUCAUUUGCUCGAUACGGAAAGUUUUGACACCACAUUUGGCCCAAAAAAGCAACGAAAACGUCCAAACAUUAAAAUACGCGAUCUAGAGGAUAUGAGCAAACAAGCCGAAGAUGCAACCGACAAAUACGAUGAAAAUAAAGAUGUGGACUUGAUGAAAGAAGAAGCCGAUUCAAAAGAUAUUGUUCGUGAUUGGGUAUUUGGUGCUGGUCAAAGUAAGCGUAUUUGGAAUGAAUUGCACAAAGUCAUCGAUUCAUCUGAUAUUAUAUUACAAGUGCUUGAUGCCAGAGAUCCAAUGGGCACGCGAUCAAAAUAUAUUGAAGAAUUUAUACGCAAAGAAAAGCCACACAAACAUUUAUUCUUCAUAUUGAAUAAGGUCGAUUUGAUUCCAACAUGGGUGACACAACGUUGGGUGGCGAUUUUAAGCGCUGAAUAUCCAACCAUUGCAUUCCAUGCAUCAUUGACACAUCCAUUUGGUAAAGGUUCGUUAAUUAAUUUAUUGCGUCAAUUGGGUAAAUUGCACAUUGAUAAAAAGCAAAUUAGCGUCGGUUUCAUUGGCUAUCCAAAUACGGGUAAAUCGUCAAUAAUCAAUGCACUUCGUAGCAAAAAAGUAUGUAACGUUGCACCAAUUGCUGGCGAAACAAAAGUCUGGCAAUACAUUACGUUGAUGCGACGCAUUUUCCUUAUCGAUUGUCCGGGUGUUGUCUAUCCAUCGGCCGAAACUGAUACCGAAAAAGUGCUUAAAGGUGUGGUUCGUGUUGAAUUGGUAACGUCGCCUGAAGACUAUGUGGAAACUGUUUUGAAACGUGUUCGUAGUGAAUACAUCAAAAAGACGUAUCACAUCGAAAAAUGGACAUCGCACGUUGAUUUUCUUGAACAAUUGGCCAAACGCAGUGGAAAAUUACUAAAAGGUGGCGAUCCAGAUAUACCAGCCAUUGCAAAAAUGGUUCUCAAUGAUUUUCAACGUGGUAAAUUACCGUAUUAUAUACCACCAGAAGAUUUUGAAAUACCAAAAUCACGUGAAAACCAAUCGAAUGAAAAAGAAGCCGCUGAUGACAGCCAAUCGGAUAAGAUUUCGGUCAGUGAAUCGGUGAAGAAGGGUCGUGAUUUGCAACAAGUUCAAGAUUUUCGUAAGAUUCGUGUUGGUUUGGAAUUUGAAAAAGAUGAUAUUCGUGAAUUGGAGAAAAUCGAUUUGGAAUUGUUGGAAAAACAACGCACCGAACGAAAAUUGUCAAGCAAACGAAAAGCAGAGAACGAUGAUGAAUCAUCUGGUAUCAGUGAUUUUUACUCAGAAGAUGAAUAUGAUGAAGGAUUAAACAAAGUUAUUCGCCGAAAAUCGAAGAAAAUCUUAACUAAAACGAAUACAAACACAGCUAAGAGUCCAAACGCUGUCGAAACCACCCCCAAAACCACCACCAAAACUAAAGCUAGCAGUGGAGAUUUCAAUGUUGAAAAUAUCGAUUCAAAAGAAGACAAAAAAGCACCGAAGAAAGCAACAGCCAAAGAACGACGAGCUGUGGAACGAGCACAAAAACGAAAGAAAAUCGGUAGCAAUUUCUAUGAAACAUCUAAUGUUAAAAAUCGUAAUCGAAACAAAAAAAAGAUGUAGUCUAUUCAAUGUAGCACACACUGGGCUGGAUUGUGUUGACGCUCCAGUUAUAGGUCGAGCAUCAGGUCGAACUUUUGGGUUCGUUCCGGCACAAAUCGCAUUGCCCGAAAUAAUUCCCGGCAUGAGAAAAAAAAAACUGAAUAA
Contarinia nasturtii (swede midge) is the source of this 2319-nucleotide messenger RNA. It is a transcript of the gene Ns2, whose product is annotated as nucleolar GTP-binding protein 2. NCBI's taxonomy places the organism in Eukaryota, Metazoa, Arthropoda, Insecta, Diptera, Cecidomyiidae. Gene Ontology annotation, cellular component: nucleolus. The coding region runs from base 160 to 2175 and encodes 671 amino acids. The record is from RefSeq and is a predicted model, not a curated record. Gene Ontology annotation, molecular function: GTP binding. The transcript is spliced from 2 exons.